Messenger RNA from Anarrhichthys ocellatus (wolf-eel), 1511 nucleotides. RefSeq names its product 3-hydroxy-3-methylglutaryl-CoA lyase (gene hmgcl). The transcript has 9 exons. The record is from RefSeq and is a predicted model, not a curated record. Gene Ontology annotation, biological process: L-leucine catabolic process; ketone body biosynthetic process. Gene Ontology annotation, molecular function: hydroxymethylglutaryl-CoA lyase activity. Lineage: Eukaryota; Metazoa; Chordata; Actinopteri; Perciformes; Anarhichadidae. The coding region runs from base 12 to 1025 and encodes 337 amino acids.
GCUGGACCAUCAUGGCGGCGGUGAUGAGACUUGUCAACAGAAAUGCUUUAGGUCCAGCAAUGGGUCAGCAGUAUGUGGCGUUCAGCUCAGCGGCAAAGGUCAACGCAGCUGGCGCCAGAGCAGGUCGAGGUCUUCCAGAGAAGGUGAAAAUAGUGGAGGUGGGACCCAGAGAUGGUCUUCAGAAUGAAAAGACUAUCGUUCCAACGGAGACUAAAAUUCAUUUGAUUGACAUGUUGUCAGCAUCAGGGCUGUCAGUCAUUGAGGCCACCAGCUUUGUAUCGCCGAAAUGGGUUCCACAGAUGGCAGACCAGGUGGAGGUGAUGAAAGGGAUCGAUAGGAAACCUGGAGUGUCUUACCCGGUCCUCACCCCCAACCUCAAGGGUUUCCAGGCUGCUGUGAAGGCAGGCGCCUCAGAGGUAGCCAUAUUUGGUGCUGCAUCUGAGCUGUUCAGUAAGAAGAACAUAAACUGCUCAGUGGACGAGAGUUUACAGCGCUUUGACGAGAUUAUGACAACAGCUAAAGAGGCUGGUGUGCCAGUUAGAGGUUAUGUGUCAUGUGUUCUUGGAUGUCCGUAUGAAGGCGUGGUGGCACCUGAAAGAGUUGCACAUGUAGCUAAGCGUCUGUACUCCAUGGGCUGCUAUGAGAUCUCUCUGGGUGACACUAUUGGAGUGGGGACUCCAGGUAGCAUGAUUAAAAUGCUGGAGGCGGUGAGCAGAGAGGUGCCAGUUAAUGCCUUGGCCGUGCACUGCCACGACACCUACGGCCAGGCCCUGGCCAACAUCCUCAUAGCCUUACAGAUGGGAAUCAGUGUGGUAGACUCGUCAGUAGCUGGGCUGGGCGGCUGUCCCUACGCCAAUGGGGCAUCUGGAAAUGUUGCUACUGAAGAUGUAGUCUACAUGCUGCAUGGACUUGGGAUUCAAACAGGAGUGGACCUCUCAAAGCUGAUGGACGCUGGAGCUUUCAUCUGUCGCACCCUGAACAGAAAGACCAGCUCCAAAGUGGCGCAGGCUACCUGCAAGCUGUAGACAAAAGUCAAAGUCUUUUUCACACACUGUACACUGCAACACAACCAUGUAACCCGGAGCCAUCCUCCUCUGUAUGUUCAGUUCUCCCUAUUCUAAUUUUAGUUUAUAACAUUUAGAUGGUACUGAACCCUCCCACUGUUUGAAUAAAGUAUCUGAUUAAAUAUUCACUCCAUGAUAGCUGGAACAGUGCCUUAUGUAAAGUCGGUCUAAUCGUACAGAUGAUACUUAUUGGAAACUGUGCCUUAACCUGUUUCUUUAACAGUGUGCUUACAUUCCUUUCUGGGCAGUGGGUAAAUCACAGACUUUGUUUAUAUUUAUAAAUGAACCAGUAAAAUUUAAUAUGUUAGCGAUGGAUAAACAGUCCGUUAUGAACUUGGGCAUUGUACUGGCUGUAUAUUUAUUUUAAAUUGCCUCUCUUCAAAUUAAACAUGUACAUAUCUGACGAGAUUGUGAAUUUUAAAAAUAAAUAAUAUUUUAUAAAUCAAA